Messenger RNA from Adineta ricciae, 1377 nucleotides. NCBI's taxonomy places the organism in Eukaryota, Metazoa, Rotifera, Eurotatoria, Adinetida, Adinetidae. The record is from the annotation of a GenBank genome assembly.
AUGAUUUAUUCCUUCAUUAUUGUUCUUCUCAGUGUCAUAGCUCAAGGGAAGUCACAGAUAUGUGACGGUGUAGCUCAAUAUGACCGAUGCUCAACGAAUAGUGCUUGUGGCUGUUUUCAUACGGCAGAUGCGGAUACUACUGGUGUUUGUGGUCUUCUCGCAAUGUUUUGUUCUAACCUAAUACCAUGUAAUGGUGCAAAUAACACAUGUCACCAGCCCGGCACUAUUUGUGUUCAUCAUCGUCGAUGUUCUGAUCGUCCUGUUUGCUACCCAAUAUCAAUGAGUGAUCAACGAAUAUGUCCACCAAUGGUGAAAACGACAAGUGCUUCAACUACAACGGUGAUCUCAACAACAUCUAACAAUCAGCAAUUAGAAUGGAAAAUAGCUGGGGAAAUGAGUCAAGAACGAAUCCGUCAUACAGCAACUAUGUUGCCCAAUGGCAAAGUUUUAGUAACUGGUGGAUUCAACAAUUUGAAUACUCGAAGGUCAACUGAAUUGUACGAUCCAUCGUCAGAAACUUGGUUACCUAAUCCUAGUUUGAAAUAUGAACGAUCAACACACACAGCAACAUUAUUAACAAAUGGGAAAGUAUUAAUUGCGGGUGGACGCGAUGAUUUUAGUUUUCCAAAUGCAAGUGAGUUGUAUGACCCAUCAAAAAGCACAUGGACAGUGUCCGGUCACAUGAUACGAGUACGACAAUACCACACAGCAUCGCUAUUAAAGAAUGGAAAAGUAUUAGUUGCUGGUGGGUACAGAAGUGGUAAUGGCUUACUUACAGCUGAGUUGUAUGAUCCUCAAACAGGAAAUUGGGCCACUACUGGUAAUAUGAGUUAUGCACGUGCAGAACAUACGGCAUCCGUGUUAAGAAACGGACAAGUUUUAGUUACCGGUGGACAUAAUGGUAGCGCUUAUCUAAAAAGUGUUGAAUUGUAUGAUCCUGAUACAGAAGCGUGGACACUUAUCGAUAAUAUGAAUUAUGCAAGAAAAAGCCAUACUGCAACUACGUUAAUAGAUGGGAAAAUAUUAAUCGUUGGGGGGAGCAACAAAAGUGAGACUGUUCAUUAUAAUGCGGAAUUAUUUGACCCUGAAGCUGGUAAAUGGACAAGUACUGGUGACAUGAAUUAUGGCCGAUUAGGACAUGCAUCCGUUCUAUUGAAAAGUGGCCAAGUAUUAGUUGCUGGCGGAUAUGGAUAUCGUCCCGAUAAGAAAGUUCGUCUUUUUAAUCGUACGGAAAUAUAUGAUCCUGAAACAGAAUCUUGGACAAUUACAAGUGACUUGAACUCUGUACUUGGCACUCACGCAGCAUUUCUGUUAACAGACGGAAGAGUAUUGACUGUUGGUGGAAAGUAUAGCGAGAUUUUAAACAUGACAGAAUGA